CCACCUUCUCUCCAUCUUCUUCAUCGCAACACAAACGCUUUGAUUUACUGAGAGAUCUUCCAUAUCAAUUCACUACUGAGAUUGUUGUUUGGGCUUUGAGUUCUUGGGAAAGAAAGUUAAGAAGAUGAGUCAUAUGAGGAAAGCUUGGGUGGUGGCAGCAAGCGUGGGAGCAGUGGAGGCACUCAAGGAUCAGGGCUUCUGCAGAUGGAACUACACUCUGAGGUCUAUUCACCAGCAUGCCAAGAACAACCUCAGGUCCUUUUCUCAGGCCAGGAAGCUCUCUUCUUCCUCUUCUGCAAUGGUUUCUAGCAGAAUGAGAGACGAGAAGGCAAAGCAGUCAGAGGAGUCUCUGAGGACUGUCAUGUACCUGAGCUGCUGGGGACCCAACUGAGACGUUCCACAUUUCGAGUGAUCAAGAAGAAGAUGAUGAUGACGAAAGAUUCAUGGAGGGAGCAUGUGAAGGAAGUCAUGAGAAGGGGAGAUGAAAACCAUUAAUGGAGAAGAGAGAUCCAUCUGUGGAUGAAGGCAGUGGAAAUUUGGAGCCGAGUGAGUCAUGGGUAAUGGUUCUUAUGAGUUGGGAAAUUAUCAGCAAAGUGCUUUCUCAACCUCAGAUGCUUUGGGAGGAAUGGGAAUUUACCAGAAAAUUGCAAGUACAUAUGUAUGAUGCUUUUUAUGCAUAAUUUGUCCGAAAGCAAUAAUAAUCAGAUUAAUUUUCAGCUA
Molecule: messenger RNA, 720 nt
Organism: Vitis vinifera (wine grape)
Lineage: Eukaryota; Viridiplantae; Streptophyta; Magnoliopsida; Vitales; Vitaceae
Exons: 1
Coding region: 125-391 (88 amino acids)
Source: RefSeq, a predicted model, not a curated record